ACAAAGAGGUAACCUUUUUAAUUCCUUGACCACCGGUUUAGAUUCUAGUGAAGCUUGUAAGCCUUAUCCAAGUUGGCUUCUCUAAUCUUGAAGACAAGAAACAAAUAACAAAAGAAAGAAAGAAACCACCUUUCCAUCAAUUCAAGAGGAGAAAAUGUAACUGUAAACUAUUCCUCAGGUAUCAAAUUUAAAGAAAGCCUAAUAAUUGCAAUCGGCAACUUUCCAAUUUCACUACUCAAUUCCACCAAAAUCUUGCAUCUAACAGAGAUUUUUGGGUCAAAUUGAGAAGUGGAAUCAGGAAAGCUGUCGUUUGCAAGUUCAGAUCUUAACCAGAGAACCGUCUUCAGUUUAAAGAACGCCGAUCUGUUCAUCCGACGGUCAUGAGCGAAAGAAGAGAGAAAAAAGAGCAAAAUAAUAAGAAGAGAUAUGGCAGAGAGAGAAGACUAAUAGAGAUGACAAGUAAAUCUUAUAUAUAGUCAAAUAAAAAAUGCUUCCUUUAUGUUUUUGUUCGAUCGUUGGGACUUGGGCGCAUCUUCAUUUUCCCCUCUCUCUCUCUCUCACUCUCUCACUAGCGCCAUGGACGAGAGCCAAAUCGCUUCACUCCUCAAAUCAUCAGAGCUCUUUCCGACUCCUCAAAGCGUCAAGCUUUCGUACGGAACGGCUGGGUUCCGAGGCGACGCAAAAUUGCUGGAUUCGACGGUUUACAGAGUUGGGAUCCUCUCAGCUCUCCGAUCGCUCAAGCUAGGGUCAUCGACCGUCGGCCUCAUGAUCACAGCGUCGCACAACAAAGUCUCCGACAAUGGCAUUAAAGUCGCGGAUCCAUCUGGUGGUAUGCUCUCUCAAGAAUGGGAGCCCUUCGCAGAUCAGAUCGCGAACGCGUCUUCUCCUCGAGAGCUCGUCUCGUUGAUUAGAGAAUUCGUGGAGAAGGAAGAAAUUGCAAUCGGAGAAGAGAAGAAGAAUAAAAGUGCAGAGGUUUGGUUGGGAAGGGAUACGAGACCUAGUGGUGAAUCUCUUCUCCGAGCUGCGGAGAUCGGUGUCUCAUCGAUUUUGGGAUCUGUUGCCAUUGACAAGGGGAUUUUGACAACUCCGCAGCUACAUUGGAUGGUUCGAGCUAAGAACAAAGGUCUCAAGGCAACGGAAAAUGAUUACUUUGAGAAUCUCUUUACUUCAUUCAGGUGCUUGAUUGAUCUGAUCCCAAAUAGUGGAAAGGACAAGUUAGAAGUUAGCAAAGUGAUCGUAGAUGGUGCUAAUGGUGUGGGUGGAUUGAAGCUUGAGGAGCUAAGAGAGUCUUUGAACAAUCUAGAUCUUGAGAUUCGUAACACAGGAAGAGAUGGAGGUGUGCUUAAUGAAGGUGUAGGUGCAGAUUUUGUGCAGAAAGAAAAGGUUGUACCUUUAGGAUUUGGGUCAAAGGAUGUGGAGACGAGGUGUGCGAGUUUUGACGGCGAUGCAGAUCGAUUGGUUUACUUUUACAUUCCUACAGAAUCUUCUACUGACAAGGUUGAGCUACUCGAUGGGGACAAGAUUCUAUCUUUGUUUGCUCUCUUUAUCAAAGAGCAACUAAACACUCUCGAUGAUGAUGAUAAAGAAGGGACGCGUUCUCGUCUUGGUGUUGUGCAGACGGCUUACGCAAAUGGUGCAUCCACGGAUUAUCUCAAGCAGUUGGGUUUAGAUGUUGUUUUCGCAAAAACAGGGGUGAAGCAUUUACACGAGAAAGCAGCAGAGUUUGAUAUUGGAAUCUACUUUGAAGCUAAUGGCCACGGGACUAUUCUCUUCUCGGAAACUUUCAUAUCGUUGUUAGUUGCCAAACAAAAGGAUCUUACUCAAGGCUCUGAAGAGCACAAAGCGGUUUCUAGACUAGUGGCGGUGAGUAAUCUGAUUAACCAAGCGGUUGGUGACGCUCUAAGUGGAUUGCUCUUGGUUGAAGUGAUUCUGCAACACAUGGGAUGGUCAGUACAGAAGUGGAAUGAGCUAUACAAAGAUCUUCCUAGCAGACAGAUUAAGGUCGAAGUUCCAGACAGAGCAGCAGUUGUGACCACAAGCGAAGAAACCGAGGCUCUGAAACCCUUGGGGAUUCAAGAUGCCAUUAAUGCUGAAAUCAAGAAAUAUCCGCGUGGCAGAGCUUUCAUAAGGCCAUCAGGUACAGAAGAUGUUGUUAGAGUAUAUGCUGAAGCAUCGACACAAGAAGCUGCUGAUUCUUUGGCGAAUUCUGUGGCUCAGCUCGUCAAAAGCUUCCUGGGUUGAAGCUAAAAGGUCCAUCUGAAUCUCUGUUUUCUUUGUUGCUCUUCUAGCUCUUCUUCUCCCUCUCCCUAAUGUGAACUGAAGCAUACUUUGCUUGCCUGAAAAGAACCCACAAGGCAUUACUCUUUUUCUAUCUAAGAA
Eutrema salsugineum is the source of this 2379-nucleotide messenger RNA. RefSeq names its product phosphoacetylglucosamine mutase. The transcript is spliced from 2 exons. NCBI's taxonomy places the organism in Eukaryota, Viridiplantae, Streptophyta, Magnoliopsida, Brassicales, Brassicaceae. Gene Ontology annotation, biological process: carbohydrate metabolic process; UDP-N-acetylglucosamine biosynthetic process. The record is from RefSeq and is a predicted model, not a curated record. Bases 499 to 2241 code for a protein of 580 amino acids. Gene Ontology annotation, molecular function: phosphoacetylglucosamine mutase activity.